AUGAAAAUUUCCGCCGCUGCGAUUUUGGUAUUGUGUGUGGUCAUUGAUCAAAAAUACUUUGAAUUUAUUUACAAGGCCAUGGUACACGGAGGAUUGUUGGAUAUAUUUAAAGGAAAAGAUAAAGCACUAGAUGAAGCAUCAGGUGGAUAUUUACCAGGAAAAUAUUUUUACGGUUAUCACCUAGAUAUAAAAAGAGGUAUAAUAAUGCCGCCCCAGAAUAAUUUUUUAACGGCUGCUCCACUUGGAAACGCUGAUGCACCUGCUGAAUUCUAUCAAACAAUGAACAUGAGCAAUGCACUUCAAUUUGGAAGCGGUUACACGUUUCGAAAGUGGCUGAGAGGAACGGAGCUUACGUUUAAUGAUCCAUUGGAGUACGGAAACUACACGGUGCACAUGGAUUUUGAUACCCCUGAUGGUAAAUGGGCUUUGGGGCUGUACUUCAAUUUUGUUGUCGACGAAAAUUCCAUGUGUACCGUCCAUGAGUUUUAA
Molecule: messenger RNA, 489 nt
Organism: Cotesia congregata
Lineage: Eukaryota; Metazoa; Arthropoda; Insecta; Hymenoptera; Braconidae
Source: the annotation of a GenBank genome assembly